AUGGAUCCUGAUAGUGCCCCCGGGCUUGAUGGAUUAACAGCUAAGUUCUUUCAAACUUGUUGGGGAAUGGUAGCCCCUGGUGUUACUAAUGUGUUUCACUCUAUUUUUUGUGGCUCUAACUUGCCUAAAUGUGGAGACAAGAGGUCUCUAACAUUAAUGAUGGACACUCUUAGCACUUAUGAGAGAGUUUGUGGACAACAAAUCAACAAGCUCAAGUCUAGUGUGUCUUUAUCUGGAAAUGAACAUAUUCAAGCUAUCACAAAGAUUGAAGAAAUAACAAGAAUGGAGUACAAAAAACUUCCAAUCAAAUACCUAGGGUGUCCUCUCUAUGAAGGAAGGAAGAACACUGUCUUAUUUUCUGAAAUGAUGGGUAAAAUUUUGAACAGGACUGGAGGCUGCCAUACUAAAAUGUUAUCAGUUGGUGGAAGAGCCGUCUUGAUCAAACAUGUGUUGUUGUCCUUACCAGUUCAUAUGUUGGCAGCUAUUCACCCUCUUAUUGGUGUUCUAAAUCAAAUCGAAAAAAUGCUCAAUAAAUUCUUUUUAAGAGGUACAAAUGAGAUAAAAAAAAUGCACUGGGCCUCCUGGAAAAUUUAUGCUUCCCCUAUGAGGAAGGUGGAGCAGGUUUUAGAAGAUUACAAGACAUAUGCAAAGCUUUUACAAUAA
Messenger RNA from Solanum stenotomum, 663 nucleotides. RefSeq lists its product as uncharacterized. The transcript has 2 exons. The coding region runs from base 1 to 663 and encodes 220 amino acids. The record is from RefSeq and is a predicted model, not a curated record. Lineage: Eukaryota; Viridiplantae; Streptophyta; Magnoliopsida; Solanales; Solanaceae.